This is a messenger RNA of Drosophila busckii, 1219 nucleotides long. It is a transcript of the gene Idi, whose product is annotated as isopentenyl-diphosphate Delta-isomerase 1. Gene Ontology annotation, molecular function: isopentenyl-diphosphate delta-isomerase activity. The record is from RefSeq and is a predicted model, not a curated record. Gene Ontology annotation, biological process: isopentenyl diphosphate biosynthetic process; isoprenoid biosynthetic process. Gene Ontology annotation, cellular component: cytoplasm. Bases 68 to 823 code for a protein of 251 amino acids. The transcript has 2 exons. NCBI's taxonomy places the organism in Eukaryota, Metazoa, Arthropoda, Insecta, Diptera, Drosophilidae.
CGUUUUCACUUUUCAGAUUUGUUUUGGCAUAACUCGAAGCUAGUCAUUAAUACAUUUGUUGCCCAAAAUGUUGAAGGCGCGUUGGACACUUUGGCCACGGCUCCAGUUAUUACGAAGAUGCUCUUACACGUCAGUAGGGCAACCGAGGGAGGCAAAUCUUGAAAUUCACGAUCCUUUACAGGCAAGUGCUCUUAAUGAGAAAUGCAUCUUAGUGGAUGAGAACGACAAGGCCAUUGGGGCUGCAUCUAAGGCUGACUGCCAUCGAGUACAUCCGGAGACUGGAGACGUUAAGUUGCAUCGAGCCUUCAGCGUUUUCCUUUUCAACAGUCAAGGAGAUAUGCUGGUGCAACGCCGCUCAGUGCAUAAAAUAACAUUUCCUGACACUUACACGAACGCGUGCUGCAGUCAUCCUUUGCAUGACAUAGAGCAGGAGCGACAAGAGUCCAACGCCUUGGGCAUACGCUUGGCAGCCCAGCGACGACUCAAUUUUGAAUUGGGCAUACCAACACAUGAGAUUCAGCCCGAACACUUUCACUUUUUGACUCGCAUACAUUAUGCCAACACAGGCGAUGGUGUGUGGGGUGAGCAUGAGAUUGACUAUAUCCUUUUCCUGCAGAAGGACGUCACACUCAAGCCCAAUGCUAAUGAGGUAAGCGAAGUGCGCUAUGUGAAGCGCCAAAAAAUUGACGAUGCUAUCGCCAAAUUGGACGCUCCAUUGACCCCAUGGUUUGAUCUUAUACUGCAUCACCGACUCAAACAAUGGUGGGAUAAUUUGCAUAGACUCAAACAGUUCGAAGAUUUACACAACAUACAUCGUUUUUAAGAGCAAAUAAUACAUAGCGCUGCAUUCAGCGCGAAGGCAAACCAAAAAUAUUUGUGAAACCUCAUUUAAAUUCGAUAUAUCUUUAUUCAAAUGGAAAUUGGUGUGAGUGCGCGUGUAUAUAUGUAUAUGGGUAUGUGAGUGUGAGCACAAAGCUCUUUUCAUGCACCUCGGUUAGAGUUAGUUCAUCAGUUCAGUUUUAUAUAUAUAAUAUAUAAAUGUAUAACAAAAUAUAGUGUAUGUAUGCAUAUGCAUAGCAAUAACUUAUUGUUUUUAUAAUGUUGGAUAUUAUAUAAAUAUUAAGCUCUUAAAUGAUCACAUCACGUUUACCAUAAUCAUCAAUCUUCUCGAAUCGCACAGUCAGCGAGCCUCUUAGGCCCACAACGAACAACAAAAAAA